GCCCGCCCCCCCAUUUCCUGCGGGUCACGUGGCGGGGGCCUGGCGUUGCCUUGGCAGCGGCGGCGGCGGCGGCGGCGGCGGGAGCUCCCGGGGAGCCCGGCCCGGCCCCCGGCCAGCCAGCGCGCCCUCGGAGCCCUCCAUCCAGUCCCUCCAUGUCCGUAGCCAGGAAGCAUUUCUCUCAUCAUGAGUUCUGAAUUAAACGUUCCGGUGGAUCCUUCCACUCCUGCUUGCUGCUCUGAACCUGGCACAAAAGGCAUGGAUUAUCGGGACUGGGUCCGGCGGAGCUAUCUGGAAUUGGUCACAUCAAACCACCACUCCGUUCAAGCCCUUUCAUGGAGAAAAUUGUACCUGAGCCGAGCCAAACUGAAAGCUUCCAGCCGAACCUCUGCUCUGCUCUCUGGAUUUGCAAUGGUUGCCAUGGUGGAGGUGCAGCUGGAGGUGCAGUACAAGUACCCCCAGAUGCUGCUGAUAGCUUUCAGUGCCUGCACAACAGUGCUCGUGGCAGUUCAUCUUUUCGCCCUUCUCAUCAGCACCUGCAUUCUGCCUAACGUGGAAGCAGUGAGCAACAUCCACAACCUGAACUCCAUCAGUGAGUCCCCGCAUGAGCGCAUGCAUCCCUACAUCGAGCUGGCGUGGGGCUUCUCCACUGUCCUGGGGAUCCUCCUUUUCCUUGCGGAAGUCGUGCUUCUGUGCUGGAUAAAAUUUCUGCCUGUGGGCUCUAUCCUGAAGAACGAGACCACCAACGCCGAGAAGCCCAGCGGCCAUGCGGGUUGGCAGUCAGCACUGGUCUCCACCAUCAUCAUGGUUCCAGUGGGGCUGAUUUUUGUCGUCUUCACCAUUCACUUCUACCGCUCUUUGGUGCGGCACAAAACGGAGCGCCACAACCGAGAGAUCGAAGAGCUUCACAAACUGAAAGUGCAGUUAGACGGGCAUGACAGAGGCAUGCAGAAUAACUUGGUGAGGCUUUGGUGGGAUUGGAUUCAAGAUAAUUCUCAAGACAGCGCAUCUGUGACUGGAGCGGGAUCGCCUUACUCCAGAAGGGAGUCUGAGCACAACUUCAUUUUCAAGAGCACAGAAGUUUGCUCAGAGCAGACAGAUGGCCUCAGCUCAGCUUCUGCUACAAAUGACUACUUGAAUCUUAGGUACAAGGCAUGAUUCAAACCUGACUGCUGGAGGUGCCAAGAAAAAAAAUGAUAGCUGCCAGUGUUGCAGUCUGCUGCCCAGCUUAUUCCCAAAAUGAGACUCUUGCUACUGAGAGCUGACAGCGGGGUUCAGAGAUGACAAAUGAUCAGAAGAUAAUACAGUCUGUGCAAGUCUUUGGUCUGAACUCUGUCCAGGCUGCCUCUGCAGAAGAGUCGGCAUCGACGCUCUGCAAAUACUGCUCUUUGGUCCCAGAAGAUAUAGGUCACACGCGGUAUUUAUGAUUAAUCCUCACUGUUAGAGCAUGAAUCUUCGGCAAAGGAUAAUUACUUUAAUUAGUUCUCAGUGUGUUGUACUGUCUGUGGAGAGAUGCUUGCUUACCCUCCUUCCCUGGAGAGCUGAUCCCUAAAGGACCUACCUGAAGCGAGUGAGAAGACAGUUGUGUCCCUACGGCACAGUGCAACGCUAACAGCAGUAUGACAGAAUCAAGUACGGGCCAGGAAAGGUCAAAACCUGCUGCAGGGCUUGGGCUGAAUUUGUGCCAAGGGCAGUUUGAUAUUCAGCUCAGUUUAAUGAUUCUAAAUUUCUUUCUUGGUUUCAUUCAAGCAUUUAAAAACUGGCUAUUUGCUUUUUGCAUUUGUUACAAUGACUACAACAGCUCGUUUCUAAUUUUUGCCUAAGAGCUCCCAUUGCCCAGGAGAGUCUUCAAAGAAACAAACAGCCCACCCCUUCCUUGCACUCUUAUUUCUGUUUGUUAAAUUUCCAUUUGAUUGAGCUUAUCUCUGUACACACCUGGUUCCUUACGCACACUUCAGAAAUAAAGAGUUGUACAAAUUC
Messenger RNA from Tyto alba (common barn owl), 1977 nucleotides. It is a transcript of the gene ORAI2, whose product is annotated as ORAI calcium release-activated calcium modulator 2. NCBI's taxonomy places the organism in Eukaryota, Metazoa, Chordata, Aves, Strigiformes, Tytonidae. Bases 184 to 1155 code for a protein of 323 amino acids. Gene Ontology annotation, molecular function: store-operated calcium channel activity. Gene Ontology annotation, biological process: store-operated calcium entry. The transcript has 6 exons. The record is from RefSeq and is a predicted model, not a curated record. Gene Ontology annotation, cellular component: membrane.